GACGAUUGCAAUAGUAGCGAAGCAGUCUCCAUUCGCUUUUAGUGCAGUGGUCACCUUCCUAUAGUGUCGAACGCGGAUAGUCGCCUGCGCUCGUUAUCGUCGCUCGAACCGCCCUACGGAUCGAAGUAUAUCAUAAUUGGAACUUUCUUCACAAAUAAGUGAUAUCUCGACAUAAAGAAAAGAAAAUUGGCACCAUUGACGUUUCAUUGAAUUGUAAGAAUAUGAUUUUUUGAAUUGGUUUCCUUCUCACUCUGCGACUUUAUCUGCUCCCCUCGCAAUGGUAGACUCCGUGUUUCGCACUCGUUCCCUCGGCACGCCAGCCGAAGGUGUGAAGGAUCAAUAUGCGGACGGCAAGGCGGCGAAGGUCUGGGAGGUCUUCAUCGGCGACAAGAAGCUGCGUACGCAGAAUUAUCGGGACUUCCUUGUGGGUUUGCUGCGGCAGAAGAAAUGCCAUCGAAUACUGGACGUCGCCUGCGGCACCGGCAUUGACUCCGUGAUGCUGCUGGAAGAAGGCUUCGAGGUCGUUAGCGUCGACGCCUCCGACAAGAUGCUAAAACACGCGCUGAAAUCCAGAUGGGAUCGCAGGAAGGAGCCCGCCUUUGACAAAUGGGUGAUCGAAGAGGCGAAUUGGCUAACUUUGUCCAGCGACAUCAGUCACCUCAUCGGCGAAGGCUUCGACGCGGUGAUAUGUUUGGGAAACAGUUUCGCCCAUAUGCCUGAUUCUUUCGGUGAUCAGAGGGAACAAAAGCAAGCUUUCUCGAACUUCGAACGCUGCGUGAAGCCGGGAGGUUUGCUUCUCAUCGAUCACAGGAAUUACGAUUACAUCAUCCGAACCGGUCAAACUCCUCCGAAGUGUAUAUAUUACAAUAGUCAGCAUAUGACGGACAUCAAGACGUCGGUACUGUACGUAUCCGGCAAGCCGGCGAUCGUUAUUCUGGAUUACAUGAUUUCCUUGGACAGCGAGAAUCCGCGCAAUCCCGAGUCCGUCAACGAGUUUCGGCUAUCGUACUAUCCUCACAGAUUAACCGUUUUCCGCGAUAUGCUGACCGAGGUGUUCGGCCACGGGGCGAAACACACCAUUUACGGCGACUUUAAGCCGCUUAAUCAGAUCGAGGAUCCCGGCUUUUACAUCCACGUGCUGGAGAAGCAACGUUAGAAAUAGAUCGACACCGGUAUGUGGCGAUUUGUUUUCUGAACGAUGUCGGUUCUGCUCUACGAUAGGUGUUUUGAGCCUUAAGCCUUAAGAAAUUGACCAAUUACAGCCGAAUGCGAGGAGAAUAAUCGAUUGUGAUUGGUCAGUUUCUUCAGAUUUAAGGCUUAGAACAUUAUUGUAGAUCGAGACUUGGGCCCUUAGUGGCUGAUUUAUCGGUUUAAGAUGACAAUGUUUUAUGCCUUAAGAUUUUGUCUUUCGUAACGCACAAUACUUGUCUUGUGUAAUAUUAUAUGAAUAUUUCAUAGAUAUAACAUGAUACAUUUAUGAGUGUUAAAUGUAUCAUGUUAUAUAUAUUAUAUUUAUAUAUAACAGUUUCACGUGUUGAAAUAUAUCUUGACAGAUAAAUAUAAUUUAACUGUGGAGAAAAGGAUCCAUUUAAUAUGCUAUAUAACGUACUAUAAAAUUGAAUCUUUAAUUUAAUAAUAUUAUAAUAUAUGUUUAAAUGUAUACAUUUAAAGCAUAUGAAAUGAAUCUUUUUCCACGAAGAAAUUAGGUUAUAUUUAUCUAUUGAAAUAUAUUUCAAAACGUCAAACUUUUAUAAGACUGUUAUAAGACAUUGUCUUUAACCGACAAGUCGGUCAUUCUGCUUAGAUCCUUAUUGCUUACGUUUUUCUGUGUGCCACGGCUCAUCGGGAUGCGCCAUCGCACGGAGCCGGAUGGGUGUCGUUCGACACGUUGAGUCUGCUCAUCUCGAAAUUCGCGCAAAGUUUGACAUUUCUGUCCUUUUAUUUUUUUAUUAAAUAAGCGAAGAAGACUAAUUAAAUGUAUCAUAUAUAUAUUAAGACUACUUACUUUGUACAAUAAAUUUUAUACUUGCAAAAUUAU
Molecule: messenger RNA, 2038 nt
Organism: Dinoponera quadriceps
Lineage: Eukaryota; Metazoa; Arthropoda; Insecta; Hymenoptera; Formicidae
Gene: Gnmt
Product: glycine N-methyltransferase
Exons: 6
Coding region: 278-1156 (292 amino acids)
Biological process (GO): one-carbon metabolic process; protein homotetramerization; S-adenosylmethionine metabolic process
Cellular component (GO): cytosol
Molecular function (GO): S-adenosyl-L-methionine binding; identical protein binding; glycine N-methyltransferase activity
Source: RefSeq, a predicted model, not a curated record